Apis laboriosa (Himalayan honeybee) is the source of this 6134-nucleotide messenger RNA. It is a transcript of the gene DNApol-zeta, whose product is annotated as DNA polymerase zeta catalytic subunit. The transcript has 18 exons. Gene Ontology annotation, cellular component: nucleus; zeta DNA polymerase complex. Gene Ontology annotation, biological process: double-strand break repair via homologous recombination; error-prone translesion synthesis. NCBI's taxonomy places the organism in Eukaryota, Metazoa, Arthropoda, Insecta, Hymenoptera, Apidae. The record is from RefSeq and is a predicted model, not a curated record. Bases 66 to 6116 code for a protein of 2016 amino acids. Gene Ontology annotation, molecular function: nucleotide binding; DNA-directed DNA polymerase activity; DNA binding.
GCAAUAGAAGGAUUUAUUAUACAAAUAUUUUCUAUUUGUCUCUUAUAAUUAUUCAGAUAUCAAAAAUGUUUUCAAUUAAUUUAGUAGUUUUGGAUAGUUAUCAAUCAACUCCACUAUCAGAAUUAGAUGUAACAUUUUCAGAUUUUCGAGGAAAUGAAAUUAAACAAGUCCCAAUUAUCAGAAUAUUUGGAUCUACUUUAUCUGGAAUAAAAACAUGUUUACAUGUACAUGGAGUAUUUCCAUAUAUAUAUAUACCAUGUACAAUAAAUAACAAUGUUGAUAGCUUUAUGUAUAAAUUAGCAGCAGGAAUAGAUUCUGCAAUAAAUGUAUCUUUGGGAUCUGCAAUGUCUAAUAUUCAACAUGUUUAUAAAAUUCAACAAGUUUAUGGAAUUCCUCUUUAUGGAUAUCAUGAGAAGAAACAUUUAUUUUUUAAAAUUUAUUUUUAUAAUCCAGCUAUGGUUAAACGAGCAGCUGAUUUACUGCAAAAUGGUAUGGUACUUAAUCAAAGUUUACAACCACAUGAAGCACAUAUACCUUUUAUUUUACAAUUUAUGAUUGAUUAUAAUCUUUAUGGUAUGAGUUUAAUAAACUUGAAAAAUGUUAAAUUUAGACAAUAUACACAUAUGAAAGAAAAUUCUCAAAAUGAAAAUUCAUUAAAUUCAUUUGAUUCACAAAAAUAUCUUCCUUCAUCUGUUUUAAAACAAACUACUUGUAAAUUAGAAGUAGAUGCACAAGCAAGUGAAAUAUUGAAUAAACAAGAAAUUCAAAAUGGUUUUGAUUUAAAUCCUGGUCUUGCAGCCAUUUGGAAUGAAGAAAAAUAUAGAAGAGAAGCAAAAGGAUUACAGAAUAUUGAAUCACAAUUUUUAUAUUCCAAUACUAAUGAGAGAAUUUAUAAUGUAACAGAAAAUGAUAUUUAUCAAGAAGAAAGGUUUAUAAAAAGAUUACAAUCUAUAUCAGAGAUCAGUGAUGAUAUAAUAUCAAAAGAAUAUAGUUAUCCUUUAGAAUUAGAAAAUGAAGAUAAUUCAUUUAGUGCUUCAUAUGUUCCUAAUCAUUUUAAAUCAAUAGUAUUAAAUAAGGAAAAUAAAAAUGAAAUACUUUUAAAUAAUGAUUUAUUAAAACUUAAAAAAUCUGAAAUAAGAGAAAAUUUAUCUCAAGAUAAAAUAAUAGAAAAUAGUAUUUUGGAUUUAGAAGAUAUGUAUUUGCUUGAAAUAUUAAAUAAUUUAAUAGAAGAAAAUGAAGAAGAAAAGAUUAUAGAUAAUGAUAGUAUGUUAGGUUCUCAAUUUUCUAUGUUAAACAACGAAAUUAAGGAUGAUAAUGAAGAUGAUGAGAUUGAAAAUUUAAAUAUUACAAGUUUAGAUUUGAAUAAUAUUGAUUCAUGGAAUUCAAUUGUUGAAUUUGGAACUAAGAUCGAAGAUAAGAAAACAGAUUACAUAACUGAAAAUAAUAUUGAAAAUAAUAUUGAAAAUACUAUUUCAACAGAUCUUCCUCAGUAUGAUGGUUCAAGUGAUUUAAUUUUAAAAAAUGAAAAACAAUUAUUAUCGAAAUUUACUAAAAAUAAAAUGAAAAAAGAAAAAAAAGUAUGCACAAAAUCAAAGAAAUUUAUAUUGCAUUUUAAUAAAAAUAUAGUAUUAAAUGAAUUUGAAAGUAAACAUAGAAAAUUAGUGCAAACUGAAAAAAAGCUAUUCUAUUACAAAGAUUUAAAUAUAUAUAAAUUAGAUCAUCAAGAUUUAGAUGUUUAUGAUAUUGAUGAAAUAUUUGAACAUAAAUUAAUAUUAUAUAAAUAUUUAAAAAACCCAAUAAAUUUUGAGAAAAAAUCUAAUCCAAUUAGUCAUGAAUCAUAUCAUACUAUAAAUAGUAUUUUAAAUAAAUUAAAUAUACCAGCAUUUGAUGGUAAUACAAUUGAUAGUUCUAGUGAUUCUGAAUCAGAUAAGAAUAUUACUAUUAACAGAGAAGAAAAACGUAUUUGUGUUUAUAAACCAUGUAUAAAAUCUAAAAGUGACAAAACUAUUGAUAAUAUUUCAGCAAAAAAACGAAAAUUUAAAUUGGAAGAUUCUAGUUUGCAAUCUAUACAUAAACGAUGUAAUUUACAAAAUGAAUCACAUUGUACUCCAACAAAAAUAAAAACUGUACAUAGUCCAUGUUCUGUUUCAAAAAAAUAUUCUCCACUUAAUAUAAAAAUAAUAUCUCCAAAAAUAGAUAAAAAUAUUAAAAAUAACGAAUUUUGUAAUUUAAAAUCUACCUAUAAUACUUUGAAACAAAAUAAUCAACAGUUGAAAAUGAAUCUAUUUCAUGAAAAAAUAAAUAUUACUUCAGAGACAAAUCAAGCAUUCCUAACACAUAAUGAAAUUUUAAAUAUUAAUAAAACAAUUAUUUUUAAAGAACAUAAAGACAGCAAUAUGUAUGAAGAAUUAAUUGAAAAAAAAGAUAGAGUAUCAACAACAAAAUGUAAAAAGGAAUUUAUUACUAAAAAUAACAAAGCAGUUUGUAAAAGAUUAACUUUUGUAAAUAUUAAUGAAAAAGAUAUUAAUGAAAAAGAUAUCGUAAAGAAUGAUAUGAAUUUCGAAAAUUUAUCUUUAACAGAAAAAAUGAUUAAUGAUAUUGAUCAAAUCAAUGAUCUUACUAAUAAUUCAAUAAUAAUUCAUCCCGAACAUUCUAAGUUAUACACAAAAAAUAAUGAAAAAAUGAAUUAUGAAUUUAAUUUUCCAAGUACAUCAAAAAAUAAUAUAAAUUUAAAUGUAGAUAAUAUUUCAAAUAAAAUAUCAUUGAUAAAUAAAAAUACAGACGAAAAUGAAGAUGAUAUUUUUUGUAAUAUGACAUAUACUCAAUAUCUUAAUAAAAAAUUAGAAGUGGAAUUAGAUAUUUCAAAUAUUAUAUCACGUGAUAGUACAAGUGAUAUAAAAACUAGAUUAAUUAUCAUUACUACUAAAUUUAAUCCACCAAGUAGAGAAAAGAUUAUAAACUCUAUGAAAAUGUAUGAUAUUUUAAAAUUAAAAAACAAUGCAUUAUUCUUUAGUAAUAAAAUUGAUUUGAUGAAGUAUAGAGAAAAAGAAAGUUUAAAUAAUAGUAAUAUUUACAAUGUAAUUUCAUUUAAAUGUAAUUUAGACAAAGUUACAGGGAUUAAACUCUGGCAACGAGUAAAAAUAAACGAAUUUUAUCCUUCUGGUUCAAGUAUAAAAUCUUGUGACAUAAAAAGAAUUUUAGCUGGAUAUAAUUCAUUAAUAAUUCAUCCCCUUAUUCAUCCACCGACAUCGAGAAAUGUUAAAACUUGGUUAAAAGCUAAAAAAUAUUUAUCAAAAAAAAAUAAAUAUAAAAAAAUAAGUGAUUAUAUUGAUAUUCUAAAAGACACAAAAGAAAAUAACAUUAAAGAAACAUUUAAUGAAAGUAUGAAAUAUCAUUCACAAUGUUCUAAUAAUUUGGAGAAUUCAGAUGAAUCUAAUAAUAGUUUUAAUCCUUCCUUACAAGAAAUGCUUGAAAAUCCAUUAUUAUAUAUGAAUGAUACGCGAUAUUUAGGCAUUUCAUAUGGACAAAUUGAAUAUAAUUUGAAAGAAUAUAGUAAUAAUGUAGAAAAAGAAAAUCGUCAAACUGCUAAAAGCUUAAAUAUGCACCAAUAUUUAACAAUAUUAGCAAUAGAAAUACAUGUUAUUACGCGUGGUAAAUUUCUUCCUGAUCCAAAUCAUGAUUCAAUUGAAGCAAUAUUUUAUGCUAUUUAUAAUGAUGUUCCAUUAUCUUCAAAAAUUGAACAAAUAGAACAUGGCGUUAUUCUUUUAAAUUCAUCUAUAAAAAAUUCAAAAGUAAAAAAUAUAUAUUCUAGUAAUACAUGUACUACAUCUUAUGUAUCAAGUGAAGAAGAUUUAUUAAAUAGUCUUAUAAUAUUAAUUAGACAUUAUGAUCCAGAUAUUUUAGUUGGUUGGGAGAUAGAAUUUCUUUCAUGGGGAUAUAUCUUUCACAGAGCUUCUCAUAUUGGUUUGAAUAAUUUUAUAUGGCAAAUUUCAAGGAUUUCAAAUGCAAUUCCAAUAUUUAAAGGACAAGCAUUUAAUAAAGAUAAUUUUAGUGAUACACAAAUACCAGGUCGAAUUAUUUUUGACGUUUGGAGAGUAAUGCGACAUGAAAUAGCAUUAUUAAAUUAUACAUUUGAAAAUGUUAUGUAUAAUGUUAUGCAUGAAAGAAUUUCAUGUCCUACCUUUCAAAUGUUAUCUGAAUGGUGGAAUCAUGAAAAUAUGACUAUGCAAUGGAGAGUUAUUACUCAUUAUAUUAUAAGAGUUAUAGGUACUCUGAGAAUAUUAAUUCAUCUUGAUAUUAUUGGUCAAACAUGUGAACAUGCACGACUUUUUGGAAUACAAUUUUAUGAAGUCUUUUCUAGAGGUUCUCAGUUUCGAGUUGAGUCAAUGAUGUUGAGACUUGCAAAACCUUUAAAUUAUAUUGCAGUUUCACCUUCUGUACAACAAAGAGCACGAAUGCGUGCACCUGAAUCUCUACCGCUUAUUAUGGAACCACAGUCUGCAUUCUAUACUGAUCCAUUGGUUGUCCUGGAUUUUCAAAGUUUAUAUCCGAGUAUUAUUAUAGCUUAUAACUAUUGCUUUUCUACAUGUUUAGGUCGUAUAGAGCAUAUUGGUCAAUAUGAGCCAUAUGAGUUUGGUACAACUACAUUAAAGAUAAAGAAGAAUAUUGCUCAAAAACUAGUGGGUAAAAUAAAUUUUGCACCUUGUGGUGUAGCUUUUGUAAAACCAGAAAUACGAAUGGGAAUAUUACCACGUAUGCUUUCAGAAAUUUUAAAUACUCGAUUAAUGAUAAAAAAAUCCAUGAAACUUUAUGAAAGUGAUAAUAAUAUAUUACAACGUAUUCUUUAUUCACAACAAUUAGGUCUUAAAUUAAUUGCAAAUGUUACUUAUGGUUAUACAGCUGCUAAUUUUAGUGGUAGAAUGCCUUGUAUUGAAAUAGGAGAUAGUGUUGUUAGUAAAGGAAGAGAAACAUUAGAACGAGCAAUUAAAAUAGUAGAAUCUACAGAUAAAUGGGGAGCUGAAGUUGUUUAUGGUGACACAGACUCUUUGUUCAUUCUUUUACGUGGAAAAUCAAGAAAAGAUGCAUUUAUAAUUGGAACUGAAAUUGCUGAUACUAUUACUGCAGCUAAUCCUCCUCCUGUAAAACUCAAAUUUGAAAAAAUUUUGCAACCAGCAAUAUUACAAACUAAAAAAAGAUACUGUGGUUAUAUGUAUGAAUCUCCAGAACAAACAAAUCCUGAAUAUUUAGCAAAAGGAAUUGAAACUGUUCGUAGAGAUGGUUGUCCAGCUGUAUCUAAAAUACUUGAAAAAACGUUAAAAAUUUUAUUUGAUAUAAAGGAUCUUUCUAUGGUAAAAUUAUAUGUUACCAGACAAUUUGAUAAAAUUUUACGUCAAAGAAUAUCUAUUCAAGAUUUAACGUUUGCAAAGGAAUUUCGUGGCUUGAAUGGUUAUAAAACUAAUGCUUGUGUACCUGCUUUAGAAUUAACACGAAGAUUAAUGCGUAAAGAUCCACGAGCAAUACCUCGUACUGGUGAAAGAGUUCGAUACGUUAUAGUUGCUGGAGCCCCAAAUCAACCUUUAAUUCAAUGUGUGCGAACUCCAAUGGAAGUAAUUUCAGAUGAAGGUUUAAAUCCAAAUUCAAUAUAUUAUAUAACAAAAGUUAUCAUACCACCUCUUAAUCGAUGUUUAAAUUUAAUCAACAUUGAUGUUAAUACAUGGUAUAGAGAAAUGAUCCAUCGUCAGACAUCUGAUAAAACAAUUGGUUUAUGUACAAAUAAUCAAAAAUUAACUAUUCGGCAAUUUUUUAAUACUAUUGUAUGCGUUACUUGUGGAAAUCAAACGCAAAAAGAUAUUUGCAUGAAUUGUAUAGCAAAACCAAGUCAGACAAUUACUAUUUUAUAUGAAAAAUUAAGAUGGUUGGAACGUACUCAUCAUGAACUUACUAUGAUGUGUCAAUCUUGUACUGGUUAUUUAGAUGAACCAAAAUGUGAAUCUUUAGAUUGUCCAAUUUUAUAUCGUUUAAUGCAAGCUAAAAGAGAUCUCAUUCAAAUAACAUAUUUGAAUAAUAUUAUUUAUAAUAGUGAUAUUUCUUGUAUACAUAAAAAAAAUAUAAACUAAUGAUUGUUAUCUUAUCAA